AGAGGCUUCUUAACUGCAUUACCUUUCGGCAAGGAUUGACUCCCAAGGCCAACUGCUUACAGACACAACACAGGGGCCAGGCCCUGAAGCUUUCUGGCGUUGGAGAAAUGGAGGCGGAAGAAGAGCAUUUUCCUAGACUAAGGCAAGUUCUUCUCUUUGUUUUGCUGGCUCAGGUUUGCGCGGAGCAGGAAGAUUAUAGCAUAGCGGAAGAAACUGAGAGUGGUUCUUUUGUGGCGAAUCUAGCAAAGGACACAGGGCUAGGGAUAAGAGAGUUGUCCUGGCGCAGGGCUCGAGUCAUUUUUAACAAUAAUAAAAAACAUUUUCAGCUGAACCUUCAGACCGGAGAUUUAGAAGUAAAUGAGAAACUGGAUCGGGAAGAACUGUGUGGCUCCACUGAGCCAUGUGUGUUGAAAUUUCAGGUGUUACUGGAAGAACCUUUGGAAAUAUAUAAAUUUAAGCUUUUGCUCAGUGACAUAAAUGACAAUUCCCCCGUGUUCCCAGAAGCAGAAAUGAUUUUGAAAAUUAUGGAAAAUACUCUCCCAGGGACUGUGUUUCCCCUGAAAAAUGCACAAGAUUUGGACGUAGGCAUCAAUAAUGUUCAAAACUACACCAUCUACCCCAACUCCCAUUUCCAUGUUCUUACCCGCAAUGGUAGUGAGGGCAGAAAAUACCCGGAGCUGGUUCUGGACAAAGCCCUAGAUCGAGAGGAGCAGCCUGAGAUCAGGUUAACUCUCAUGGCAAUAGAUGGUGGAGCUCCUCCCCAAACCGGGACCGCCCUGGUCCUCAUUGAUGUCCUGGACAUCAACGACAAUGCCCCUGAGUUUGCCCAGCCACUCUAUCACGUGCAGAUCCUGGAAAACAGUCCUCUGGGAUCCCUUAUUGUCACUGUUUCCGCUAGAGAUAUAGACACUGGAAUAAACGGUGAAGUGUUCUACUCAUUUUUUUAUGGAGAUGAAGAGAUUACUAGGACGUUUGCUCUUAGCGAACUCACAGGAGAAAUUAAAAUAAGUAAGAAACUAGAUUUUGAAAAAAUUAUGUCAUAUGAGGUGGAUAUCAAGGCCUCUGAUGGGGCGGUCAUAAUACAGGUAGUGGAUGUAAACGACAAUACCCCAGAACUGAAGAUGGCUUCACUAAGAAGCUCCAUCCCUGAAAAUUCCCCAGAGACCACGAUAGCUCUAUUCACUAUUCAAGACCGAGACUCUGGCGAAAAUGGGAAAACGGUUUGUUUCCUCCAGGAAGAUGUUCCGUUCCUUUUAAAACCUUCCGUUGAAAAUUUCUACAAGCUGGUAACAGAGGGACCCCUGGACAGAGAGCGCAAAUCCGACUACAACAUCACCAUCACCGUCACCGACCUGGGGACACCCAGGCUGAAGAGCGAGCACAGCAUCUCCGUGCAGGUGGCCGACGUCAACGACAACGCCCCGGCCUUCAGCCAAAGCGCCUACACCCUGUGGGUCCGCGAGAACAACGGCCCCGCCCUGCACAUCGGCAGCGUGAGCGCCACCGACCCGGACUCGGGCGCCAACGCGCAGGUCACCUACUCGCUGCUGCCGCCCGGCGACGCGCGCCUGCCGCUGGCCUCGCUGGUGUCCAUCAGCGCGGACACCGGGCAGCUGUUCGCGCUGAGGCCCCUGGAUUUCGAGGCGCUGCGCGCCUUCGAGUUCGGCGUGGGCGCGGCCGACGGCGGCUCGCCGGCGCUGAGCAGCCGGGCGCUGGUGCGCGUGCAGGUGCUGGACGCCAACGACAACGCGCCCGUCGUGCUGUACCCGCCGCAGAACGGCUCUGCGCCCUGCACCGAGCUGGUGCCGCGCGCGGCCGACGCGGGCUACCUGGUGACCAAGGUGGUGGCGGUGGACGGCGACUCGGGCCAGAACGCCUGGCUGUCGUACCAGCUGCUCAGGGCCACGGAGCCCGGGCUGUUCGGCGUGUGGGCGCCCAGCGGCGAGGUGCGCACGGCCCGGCCGCUGAGCGAGCGCGACGCGCCCAGGCACAGGCUGGCGGUGCUGGUGCGCGACCACGGCGAGCCGCCGCUGUCGGCCACCGUCACGCUGCACGUGCUGCUGGUGGACGGCUUCUCGCAGCCCCACCUGCCGCGGGCCGAGGCGGCGGCCGAGCAGGCGCGGGCCGAGCCGCUCACCGUGUCCUUGGUGGUGGCCCUGGCGGCGGUGUCGUCGCUCUUCCUGCUGUCGGUGCUGGGCGUCGUGGCGGCGCGGCUGUGCGCGAGGGCCCGGGCGGCGUCUGCGGGGGGCUGCUCGGGGCCCGGGGGCGGCCUUGCGGGCCACCUGGUGGACGUGAGCGGCGGCGGGACGCUGUGCCAGGCCUACCGCUAUGAGGUGUGCGUGUCGGGAGGCUCGGGGACCGGCGAGUUUAAGUUUUUGAAGUCCCAUCCCUCCUAUUAUCAGGCGUCUGUGAAUGAUGUGGGGGAAAACUCAAACUUUGUAAAAGGCUUUGAAUUUAAUUCGGAAUUUGCUAAUUUUUCUGAACAUUGAGGUUGAAGCUUAGUUAUUUCUAAAUAUACUAAAUAAACAUUACCUUUCUUGGUCUACAAAGAAUUUCUUGUUGUUUUGCUCAUUUUAUUUUCCCAGUUAAGAUUAGAGUUUUUUUUAGUAUAUGCUCAUAUUUACUCCCUUUUUAGCAGUUCUGUUUUGAUGGAGACAAGGAACUUUCAACUGUACUUACUACAUUACUGAAAAGUCAAGUAUUUGUCCAACUUACCAACUGUUCAUCAUUAAGUAUUCUUGAUUUGAGGAUGACCUCAGCCCCAUUCUCUUAUUGUUGUCCAGAAACUUUUUCUAAAUUUUAAUGUUAUUACCUGUAAGACAAGCACGAUACUAGUAUAAUGAAUGAUUAGCAUAUCUUGUUUGAUACUACCUUUGUUAAAUUUUUAAAUGGAGAAAUGUCUACAAAAAUUGCAUUUUUUUUUCACAGU
Molecule: messenger RNA, 2929 nt
Organism: Manis javanica (Malayan pangolin)
Lineage: Eukaryota; Metazoa; Chordata; Mammalia; Pholidota; Manidae
Product: protocadherin beta-15-like
Biological process (GO): homophilic cell-cell adhesion
Cellular component (GO): plasma membrane
Molecular function (GO): calcium ion binding
Source: RefSeq, a predicted model, not a curated record